Penaeus vannamei (Pacific white shrimp) is the source of this 1056-nucleotide messenger RNA. The record is from RefSeq and is a predicted model, not a curated record. NCBI's taxonomy places the organism in Eukaryota, Metazoa, Arthropoda, Malacostraca, Decapoda, Penaeidae.
AUGUUCUCUUUAGUGACAGCCCACCUCCCUGGCAUAGCUCAUGUUGAUUUGAAACUGAGUGGGGAUGUAUCUCCACUUAUUAUUGGUUCUGUGAGGGGGAGUGAGUGGGAUGCUCCUCGUGUAAAGGAAGCUACAUUAUUCAUUUUGCAGGCCUAUUGUGACUCUCUUGCUAAUCAAAUGCCAGUUCAAAUGACAGUGGAGAUUUCUCCACAACACCAUUCUUUUGUUCUCGGACGCAAUAAUGAAAACUUGAAGCGUAUAAUGCAACGUACAGCGACGAAGAUAACAUUCCCAGAUAGUAAUGACCUUUCACUUCCACCUCUGAAGAAGUCGACAAUAACCAUCUCUGGUGCAAUUGAUAAUGUAUAUCUAGCAAGACAAAAUAUAGUGGGUUCUCUUCCACUGGUUCUUAUGUUUGAUCUAAUGCCAGAUCACUUUGUGGACUCGAGUGAAGUCGCACAAAUUAUGCAGACACUUGAUGUUCAUAUUAUCAUCAAGAACAAGAGAUCAGAUGGUAGACGCCCUGUUAUUAUCAAGGGAGCAGAGAAGAAUGCAGGUAACAUAUAUGAAGCAUGGCGUUUGUUGUCGCAGUUGGAAAAGGCACCACCAAAAGCAAGAAUACCUCCAAAUUACCAUAUAUCGGAAGCAGCACCACUGUAUGGGCUUAGCACAGAUCUGAACCUGAGCUGCUGGCUGGGUGGCGGCAGUGGAGGGUCAUCCCCCCUGCCCUCCCCAACUGCCACGCCUGGCCCCCAGGGACUACCCAACCCUAUCUGGAAUCAGGCCCCAGCCACCAACAGCACUUUGCCUGCGCACUUGGCUAGAUCUCAGUACAAUACAUUCAUGUUUGAUCCAAGUAAUUAUUAUGCUGCCAACUUGCUGCUUCGCACUGGUGGAAUUAAUGGAUGUAACAACAACUGUAUCUUGCCAAACUCUUCACAAGGUGUUGGUGCCAAAACUGGAUUGAAUAUCAAUGCAGUUAGCAAUGGAAUCAGUGGGUUAAAAAUAGCUUGCAAUGUCCUUGCAAGACAAAUUGUGCCAGAGUCCAUAGAAUAG